AUGCUGGCACUCACAGAAUGCAACACCGCCAGAUCUCACAUUCGGGCUGCGAUGGUAGAGAACCCUGUAUUAGAUUGGACGGAUGUUCUGCCCGUGGAUGGCACCCUGAAGAUCGACGACAAUCAGGCCGCCAAGCUGGCGAAGACUGGGCGGCCUAAGGCGACCGAUCCGCUCGAGCGGAGAAUGGCGACACUUGACUCGUUAAUGGCCUGCAGAAGCGACAUCUUUCAAAGACUGGAACACUUUUUCGACCCGUUCGCAAGUCCCUUGCUCUUCUUCCGCACGCCGUGCUUCGAUCUGCCUCAUCAGCAACAGAUGCAUUCUCGCGCCCCUCCGCCAUUGGCGUCGAAGAAUUCAGCAGCUGCCGAAUCACAGGCAGAAGCAACCCAUGUCAUCGAGAGAAAGAGGACAUACAGAAGAGCUCAUCCGCCCCAAGGCUCAUCUCUUGCCUUGCCAUCGAUUAGGCUUACAACGGGCAAGGACUGGGUCCUCAAACAUCAAGCGCAGGAGCUAGCGAACUACAUGCGAAGUAGUAACAUUCGGGCAAAGAAUUCGUUCCCACAACUCAACGACCAAGCAAUCGAGCCAGAGACAACGGUUGAAGAAAAGGAAGACUUAGGACUCUGGGACAAACAAGACGUGAUCAGGGCUGGUCAUUGGCUUGGUGAGAUGUUGAGGAAGCGUUGA
Molecule: messenger RNA, 687 nt
Organism: Bacidia gigantensis
Lineage: Eukaryota; Fungi; Ascomycota; Lecanoromycetes; Lecanorales; Ramalinaceae
Exons: 1
Coding region: 1-687 (228 amino acids)
Source: RefSeq, a predicted model, not a curated record